Molecule: messenger RNA, 891 nt
Organism: Nymphaea colorata (pocket water lily)
Lineage: Eukaryota; Viridiplantae; Streptophyta; Magnoliopsida; Nymphaeales; Nymphaeaceae
Product: CASP-like protein 1F1
Exons: 3
Coding region: 86-634 (182 amino acids)
Source: RefSeq, a predicted model, not a curated record
AACCACCACCACUCGCCCUCUCUCUCUCUCUCUCUCUCUCUCUCUCGUUAUUUCUCAUAUUUCCGAUCUUCUAGCUGCUCAGAAAAUGGCAGUGAACGAAGCCAAAACCAUCCAAGUAGAGGAAUACCAAGCAUCCAGAAACUUCCUUCUCUUUCAAAUCUUGCUGAGACUUCUGGCAGGAGGUGCUGCACUUGCUGCUGUUAUCAUCAUGGUCUCAAACAGGCAAAUCAGCUAUGUCUUUGGCAUAGCUGUUGAGGCCAAAUUCAGCUACUCUGAGUCGUUCAAGUUCUUCGUGGCUGCGAAUUCGCUCGCAUUCGUGUACUCUCUCGUCUCUGUUUUCUUCAUGGCGAGGUCUUCAAGCUCCAAAUACAAGAUUCUUUUUGCGUUAUCUGUCUUGGACCUGGCAACGACGGCUUUGCUUGCUUCGGGAUGUUCAGCAGCAACUGCAGUUGCGUAUAUUGCGAAAAAUGGCAACCAACAUGCUGGUUGGCUUGCGAUCUGCGACUACAUGGACUCGUAUUGCUCCAGAGGUGGCAUUUCUUUGGCCUGUUCCUACGCUGCUUUCGUCGUCUUCUUCCUGCUUGCUGCCACUACCAUGAAGGGCCCUAGGCAAACAACCGCGGCUUCUUACUAGCCAGCUUUCGACUUUCUCUUCCUCAUGGCAGUAACGUUCAUGAUAUAGUUCUAGCCGUCAUCUGCUCUGUAAUUCUCGCGUCUAUAGUUCUAUAGAUACACUACCAACUUUAAGUUAUUGGGUAGGAAGGCUUUUCGAGAGACCAGUUAAGAAUUAUCAGUUCAAAAUCACCUCCUCUCCGUCCUUUUGUUGGUCAAUAUGUAGAUGGAACACUUUCCUGUAAGUGGGCAUUAUAAUGAUUCUGGAAUUAAAUUUUU